AUGUUGUGUUUUUUAUUUUAACCUUUUCUUUAGUGUGUAAUAUAAUUGCAAAUUAUCUGCAAAGUUACACAGCACAAAGUCCACACCAAAUGGAGUUAAUUUCUCCAACAGAAAACACGAGCAACAAAAAACGAAAUGUUUGGUCAGUCCUGCUAUUAUUUCUGUGACUACCGCAACACGUUUAAAACAUUUGCAUAAUGCCUGCCAAAUGGCUGCUUUGGUCUGUCUUCGAACACCAGUUGGGCUAUUCACCCACAUUGCACAGUGAAUGUAAUCCUAUUAGAAAAGAUUUAGAGGAUAAGAUGUCUGUCAACCCAUAGUGACACUGUUAAUAGCGCAGCAUUUCCUACUAAAAGUGAGUGAGGAUGAAGGGGAAAGGAUGAUAUACUUUCUUGCAACAUUCACAAAGACAAAAGGAUUUGCCUGCCUAGUAAAAGGAUGCUGGGUGGCAAUUUGUUGAAGAUUUUUGGCAAAUGUCAACCCAAUCAGCUUCCUCCAUCUCAUUUACAUCCCAUCUGCCCUGGAGAGAUCUAGUGACAGCAUUAAACCAUGAGGAAAUAAGCUUUGCCAAUCUAAGGACCCAAACAGGUUUCAGGGUCUGAUGAGGAUUUCACUCUCUAGUCCUUACUUCUUCUGGAGAACUUCAGUCUAUUGUAGAAUGGUAUCACUGCUGUACGCUUUGUUACUCUGGGCAGCAUGGGCUCAGUUUCCUGUUGUCAAAACCAAAGAGGCUGUUGAAGAGUCUAAAACCACACACAAAACAGACACUUCUCAGACUAACACACAUCGAGUUAGCAGCAGCUUAAUGCAGUGUGGUGAAUACAGCAAUGAAGUGAUGCCAAACGGACAAUGUCGUUUAAUAGCCACAUUACCUCAGCUGGAGGAGCAGAGGUGUCCGGACAUGUUCCGCUGUACCGAUGAAGUCUCCUACUGGCUGCGUGAGAACGAAGAGCGCAAGCAGCAAAUGCAGGACCUGAAAGAGACCAUUUCAGAGCUUCAAGAAGAACUGAGGAAUCACAAGCAUCGCAUCAAAGUGCUGGAGCUGCAGCGUGAGGAGAAAUAUGGAAUGAACUCGUCUUUAGAGCAUCGCUUCCACAUGCUGCAGGAGUUCAAUGAAGAGGCCAAUGCACUGCUGCACAUCCACGGAUCACUCAUCUAUGACAUGCAAAGACAGAUUCGCAACCUCACUAUGAUAGUAGAGCGUGUGAGGCGCAAUCCUGGCUGUAUGAUCAAUAUCAUCCGCACAAGCCCGCUCCUCGGCGCUCAGGAUACCCUUCACCCAGAGGUUCAGCAUGUACGAAACUGUCCAAUAGACUGUGCAUCCCUGUUCUACAAUGGAGUCCAUAGAUCUGGGAUUUUUACUGUUGUCCCUUCAAUAGGAUCCACUCCCGUAGAAGUUUAUUGUGAUAUGGAGACCCAAGGAGGUGGAUGGACCAUGUUUCAGCGUCGACAGGAUGGAAAGGUCAAUUUCAACCGCAAAUGGACAGAAUAUAGGGAUGGCUUCGGAGAUCUGCGUGCAGAAUUCUGGCUAGGAAAUGACCAUAUCCACGGUAUCUCCAGCCAGGGAGAGUAUUCCCUCCGCAUUGACCUCGAGGACUGGAAUGGCAAGCACAAACACGCACUGUACCAGAACUUCUGGAUUGAGAACGAGGACAACCUCUAUCGUCUCCAUGUAUCGGGAUUCAGUGGUACGGUUGAGGACUCGUUUGGCUGGUACCAUGACAAGCAAAGCUUCAGCACUCCAGACACAGGUGACGUCUGUGCUGAGAUAUCUCACGGAGGCUGGUGGUACCAUCAGUGCUUCUUCGCCAACCUCAAUGGAGUGUAUUAUAAGGGGGGGCGUUACUCUGCCAAAGGGAUGAAUCUUCUGGGGCCUGAUGGGAUUGUGUGGUACUCUUGGAAGGACUCAGAUUACUACUCCUUGAAGAAGGUGAGCAUGAUGAUCCGCCCACGGACCUACAGACCACGCCUCUCCCCAUGACAGCCCACUUUAGGACCUGUGUAAAACAAUACUGCAGUGACAUCAUCAGGUCAUUGUUGAUUCUCUGUGACUAAGCAAUUACGUAAACUGUGGUUAAAGGGAAAGUCUCAUCUGGACUCGUUUUGGUCAAACUUGUCUAAUAAUCUUGGUCUUUGACAUACUGAUGCAUUCUAUGAAUUGUAACUAAUAUAAUCAAAUUAUUAAACAGCAUGCAUUAUUAGGUUAUAAUGGAUAAUUUUUUAACUUUAACAAAAACAAUUAUUUUGGAUAAUCAUUAUUAAAUAGAAAUAAUUCAUCACUUGAUAUAAUUUUGAUACAUACUGUAUACUUUGUUUAAUGUUAAUUGAUGUUACUGUUACACUUCAUUGGUUAGAAAUACUCAGAGGUGUUUUUUAAGAUUAAGUUUUUAAAGAAGUCCUGUGACCAGUUGCAACAAAACCCUUAAAGGGGUAGUUUACCCCAAAAUGAAAUUUUCCAAACCUGCAUGAGUUUACUUCGUCUGUUAAAUACAAAAAAGACACUUUGAAGAACAUGGGUAAUCAAAGAGU
Carassius carassius (crucian carp) is the source of this 2529-nucleotide messenger RNA. Its product is annotated as fibroleukin. The transcript is spliced from 8 exons. Bases 602 to 1981 code for a protein of 459 amino acids. NCBI's taxonomy places the organism in Eukaryota, Metazoa, Chordata, Actinopteri, Cypriniformes, Cyprinidae. The record is from RefSeq and is a predicted model, not a curated record.